Salmo salar (Atlantic salmon) is the source of this 2052-nucleotide messenger RNA. The record is from RefSeq and is a predicted model, not a curated record. NCBI's taxonomy places the organism in Eukaryota, Metazoa, Chordata, Actinopteri, Salmoniformes, Salmonidae.
AUGCCUGUUAACGCUAGCCCCGGACGAGAGGGGCGACUACGGUGCGCUAGUGGAGGCAUUGGGGGUCGUUUCGGCAGCGACGCGCAGCCCAACAUGCUGCGGAUUGAACUGAGUAACAAAAAGAGACUUCAGGGGGAAUCAUUAAAGGCGUUGGCAAGUGGUAUUCUGAGCCUGACCAGGCGGGCUUAUGCAACUAUGCCGAUUGGGGUGCAAGACGAGCUGGCACGGGACAGUUUUAUUAGAGCGCUCUCUUCAAACGAACUGGGUAAGCAUGUUCAGAUGGCGGACCCACCAUCUCUGCGGGCUGCAGUGGAGAUAGCUAGGAAGAGGGAGCUGAUCUGGGGUGAGGGAGUGGGAGUGGAAGUCGCCAGUCAACCAGAGGUGAGAGCAGUGGUGGCUAUGGUGCCAGGGGUCACGAAACCAGAGUGGGUCGACGAGUUGGGCGGGCUAGUCAAGACUGCUUCGCUUGUCAUGGAGAGGGGCUCCAGGCAGCGUCGCAGUGUCAGCUCAACUCCUAUUGUCUGCUGGGGUUGUGGCCAGGCUCAGCGGGAGUGUGGCAGAUUCCUCCGUCACCAGGGAAACGACGGCGGGUUCUCGCGCAGGGGGCAGCGCGGACCCACCCCCCCCGGCCCCAAACCCACUGUAAGCAAAAGAGGUACCCAGCAGCGCAGACAAGAGGGUGGGGACCUGCUCCCCCAGGGUGUAGCUGCCGCCGUGUUUCCUAGUCCGGUAGUUGUGGUGGGACGUACCACCGUUGGGGACUUCUGCAAUGUCAUCGUCAAGGUAGAGGGGGUGGAAUGUUUGGCCCUGGUCGACACGGGCUCUACAGUAACCCUGGUGAGACCAGACAUACUACCUGUUGGGGUGCGGGUGGAGCCGACCCUUGUCCAGCUACGGACUGUCACGGGGGAGCUAGCCCCCAUGUUAGGGAAGUGUCAGCUAUCUGUGACUGUGGGGGGGAGAACUGUGGGGUGUCUGGCGUGGGUAGCAGCGGUGCAGGACCCCUGUAUACUGGGAAUGGACUUUUUGAAAAACUGUGGGGCUCUGUUGGACUUAGCGUCGGGCACUUUGAGGCUGUCGGGGGGGCCCACAGUGGGAAUGUCGCCUUCGGGAGAGCCAGCUGGGGGCAGGGCUGUCCCUCCGUCUUCCUCCAAGCUUGCAGAAACUCCACCGGUCAUCCCGGCUGCUCCCUUGGUCGUUGUGCCAUUCCAGCAGCUGUCUCCGGCGGCGACGGCCUUCACUCCCCAUCAUGGUGCAAGCACAGGCAGCUCAGUAGCCCAAAACACACUGGCUCCUUCACCCCAUCAGCCCGACGGGGGGAAGGAGGAAGCUAUCGACGCCGUCGAGGCUGUGUGGCUGAAGAACUGUCAGGGUCUGGAUGACAGACAACAGAGACAGUUAAAGCAGCUGCUGUUGGACUUUAAAGAUAGCUUCGCUUGGGGGGAAGAUGAGGUAGGACAAACGCACCUAGUUCAGCACGAAAUAGACACUGGGGACGCCCGACCCAUUAAAAUUCGGCCCCGUCGUAUUCCCCUUGCCAGGAGGGAAGCAGCAGACACAGCUAUUGUUGACAUGUUGCGGGCUGGUUUCAUUGAGCCAUCAGAUAGCCCAUGGUCCGCGCCGGUCGUCAUGGUGCCUAAGAAAGGGGGUAAACUUAGGUUUUGUGUUGACUACAGGGGCCUAAAUUCUGUCACCACUAAAGACUCUUAUCCCCUACCGAGGAUUGAUGAGUCGCUAGACCACGUGAGAGGGUCCUCGUGGUUCUCCUCCCUUGAUCUGCGCAGUGGCUACUGGCAGGUGCCCCUCUCGCCAGGGGCACGUGAAAAAACGGCCUUCUCCACAGAUAGGGGCCAUUGGCAGUUCAAGGUGCUGUGCUUCGGGCUCUGUAAUGCUCCUGCCACCUUUGAGAGGCUCAUGGACAGAGUGCUGGCGGGGGUUCUGAGAGACGAGUGUGUUGUGUACCUAGACGACAUAUUGGUGCACGGCACAUCGUUUGAGGGGGCACUGGGGGCACUUAGGCGAGUGUUAGAGAGGAUCUCGGGGCGGGGCUAA